CAGGUGGUACCAGGAGAGACUGCACUGGCAUUUUAUAAAGCAAAAAAUCCUACUGACAAGCCAAUCAUUGGAAUCUCUACCUACAAUGUUGUGCCCUUUGAAGCAGGGCAGUAUUUCAAUAAAAUACAAUGUUUUUGUUUUGAAGAACAGCGGCUUAAUCCUCAAGAGGAAGUGGACAUGCCUGUCUUUUUCUACAUUGAUCCAGAAUUUGCAGAGGACCCUAAAAUGGCUAAAGUUGAUUUGAUCACACUCUCUUACACAUUUUUUGAAGCAAAGGAAGGACAAAAGUUACCACUUCCAGGGUAUCAGUAAUAGUCCAAUCUACACAAUUGGACUUCUGCUGCGUGACCACCAGUUGCGA
Tinamus guttatus (white-throated tinamou) is the source of this 361-nucleotide messenger RNA. NCBI's taxonomy places the organism in Eukaryota, Metazoa, Chordata, Aves, Tinamiformes, Tinamidae. The record is from RefSeq and is a predicted model, not a curated record.